Molecule: messenger RNA, 870 nt
Organism: Colletotrichum navitas
Lineage: Eukaryota; Fungi; Ascomycota; Sordariomycetes; Glomerellales; Glomerellaceae
Exons: 2
Coding region: 1-870 (289 amino acids)
Source: RefSeq, a predicted model, not a curated record
AUGUCAUCCAUCACGACGACUCCCGUACCGAGUAGACAAACGGAUGACGGCGCCGCGCAGACUACACCACCUCGGACCUUACGUAACUUCCAUCUCUUCCUCAGACUGCCUGUGGAGCUCCGCCUCAAGAUUUGGAGCUUCAACCUCCCACCGCCCCGGAUUGUCCCGAUCAGGUGCGGCGCCAAGUCCCUCACCUUGGCCUCCUCUGCUGAGAUCCCGCGGCCCUCGACGAGCGGGUGCACCUCGUACGCCGCUGUCCCCGUCAACCUCCACGUCUGUCGGGAAUCCCGACACGAGGCUCUGGCCUCGUACCGCCUGAGCUUCGGCAUGACGCGCAACCCGGGCCAGAUCUUCUUCGACAAUGCACACGACGUCCUCUACUUUGGCGCACGCGACGGGUACAUGGCCUCCGGGGCUCAGUUCUUUACCGUCAUGUCCAUGUGCGACCCGGCGGACCUCGCCGGCGUGCGCCACCUCGCCAUCAACGACUCCAUCUUUUGGAUAGACGGGGUGUACCAGUCCAUGAGCGCCGCGAACCUGACGGUCGAGGUCCUCAAGCACGUCCGCCUGCGUAUGCCGCGUCUUGAGCGGCUUGUGUUCGUGCCCUGCGACGAGAACCCCGUCUACGAUGACCAGGUCAAGCUGGUGCCGGCGAACCAAAACAGCAUGCUGGAGGAGCGGAUGGCGAGGCAGGUGAAGGCCGCCAUGGGGGCCGUUUGCGACAUCUUCCCGGAUUGGAAGCCGCCGCGCUGGUGCAUAAUGGCGCUGGGGACGGCGGAAAAGACGGCACUCGUCCCAUCGAUACCGGGUCACAUCUCGGGCUGCUCUGUUCCCUGUUCUGUGCAAAAGCGAUACAAUGUCGGCGCCUGA